Molecule: messenger RNA, 11989 nt
Organism: Trichomycterus rosablanca
Lineage: Eukaryota; Metazoa; Chordata; Actinopteri; Siluriformes; Trichomycteridae
Gene: ank2b
Product: ankyrin 2b, neuronal
Exons: 50
Coding region: 327-10973 (3548 amino acids)
Biological process (GO): signal transduction
Molecular function (GO): protein binding
Source: RefSeq, a predicted model, not a curated record
CACUUUCUUGCUGUCUCUGUUUUUCUCUGGUUUAGUUCUGAUCAUCCCACACACCUCACUUGUCAUACUGUUACUCUGUCGUAGAGAUUUAGUCACCUACUGUAAAUUAUGCUACCGGAGAAAGCCGGCUGAUCUGGACUGCUCAGAGAUUUGUCCGUCCUCUCUGUCUUUGGCUAGCUCUCUGCCGUUUUGCAGAGGGAGCAGGUGGUCCUUCUCUGCCCUUGAGCAAAGAGGGCACCUGCCGUUGGAUUUAUAGCCUGGACUCCUCUGCUGAAAUCUUGUCUUUGUCUUCAUUACGUAAUUAAUUUUGAAAGCUUGGAUCUGUCAUGGCUCAUGCGGCAUCACAUCUCAAAAAGGCCCGGGUGGAGAUAGAGCAGCAGCAGCUCGAUACAAAGGCUUUGGAGAAAGCGCGUGAGCGGAGGAGGCGCUCACGAGAGCGGGCUGAGCGUAAACGGAAGUCGGACAGCAACACCAGCUUUCUACGGGCUGCAAGAGCAGGAAAUAUUGAUAAGGUUUUGGAGUACCUUAAGGGUGGUGUAGACAUCAGCACUUGCAAUCAGAAUGGACUUAAUGCUCUGCAUUUAGCAGCCAAAGAGGGACAUGUAGAUCUCGUUCAGGAGCUGCUGGAGAAAGGAGCCUCAGUGGACUCUGCAACCAAGAAAGGGAACUCAGCUCUCCACAUCGCCUCUUUAGCAGGACAGGGCGAGGUGGUAAAGAUUCUGGUUAAAAAGGGAGCAGAUAUUAACUCACAGUCACAGAAUGGCUUUACUCCUCUAUACAUGGCUGCUCAAGAAAACCAUCUGGAUGUGGUCCGCUAUCUCUUGGAAAAUGGUGGAAACCAGAGCACAGCAACAGAGGAUGGUUUCACCCCAUUGGCCAUUGCUUUACAGCAAGGUCAUAAUCAGGUGGUCUCAGUCCUUCUGGAGAACGAUACUAAGGGUAAAGUGCGUCUGCCUGCCUUACAUAUCGCCGCACGCAAGGACGACACUAAAUCAGCUGCUCUGCUGCUGCAGAACGACCACAAUGCUGAUGUCCAGUCUAAGAUGAUGGUUAAUAGGACUACUGAGAGUGGAUUCACACCGCUGCAUAUUGCCGCUCAUUAUGGGAAUGUAAAUGUGGCGACUUUGCUUCUUAAUCGAGGGGCUGCAGUUGACUUUACUGCAAGGAAUGGAAUUACACCAUUACAUGUGGCAUCUAAAAGAGGAAAUACAAACAUGGUCCGUCUGCUGUUGGACAGAGGGGCAAAAAUUGAUGCCAAAACAAGGGAUGGCCUCACGCCACUGCACUGUGCAGCAAGAAGUGGGCAUGAUACCGCAGUGGAGCUAUUGCUAGAGAGAGGAGCUCCCAUUCUGGCCAGAACCAAGAAUGGUCUUUCCCCUCUCCACAUGGCAGCACAGGGUGAUCAUGUUGAGUGUAUCAAGCACCUGUUGCAGCACAAGGCCCCCGUGGAUGACGUGACAUUAGACUACCUGACAGCCCUCCAUGUUGCUGCCCACUGUGGGCACUACAGAGUCACCAAGCUUCUGCUGGACAAGAGAGCCAAUCCCAAUGCUCGAGCUCUGAAUGGCUUUACACCUCUUCAUAUUGCUUGUAAAAAGAACAGAGUGAAGGUGAUGGAGCUACUGGUCAAAUACGGGGCUUCCAUUCAGGCUGUCACUGAGUCUGGUCUCACACCUAUACAUGUGGCAGCAUUCAUGGGGCAUCUGAGCAUUGUUCUCCUACUGCUGCAAAAUGGUGCCUCUCCUGACGUCAGCAACAUACGUGGAGAGACAUCGCUGCAUAUGGCUGCCCGAGCUGGUCAGGUGGAAGUGGUGCGCUGUCUGCUGAGAAAUGGAGCCAUGGUGGAUGCAAGAGCCAGAGAGGACCAGACUCCACUUCACAUUGCCUCUCGGUUGGGAAAGACAGAGAUUGUCCAGCUUCUGUUGCAGCACAUGGCUCACCCAGAUGCCGCCACCACUAAUGGCUACACACCUCUGCACAUAUCUGCCCGUGAGGGUCAACUAGAUGUGGCAUCAGUACUCCUCGAGGCUGGAGCCUCUCAUUCUCUGCCAACCAAGAAGGGAUUCACACCUUUACAUGUCGCAUCUAAAUAUGGAAGCCUUGAUGUGGCAAAACUGCUGCUCCAGCGGCGAGCUUCUCCAGACUCAGCAGGGAAGAACGGUCUCACGCCUCUCCAUGUCGCUUCACAUUAUGAUAACCAGAAGGUGGCACUGCUGCUUUUGGACAAAGGGGCUUCUCCCCACACCAUGGCCAAGAAUGGAUACACUCCGCUCCACAUAGCAGCUAAGAAGAACCAGAUGGAUAUUGCUAGUACUCUGUUGCAGUAUGGAACAGAGACCAACAUUCUGACUAAGCAGGGGGUGACCUCGCUUCAUCUGGCCUCUCAGGAGGGCCACAGUGACAUGGCUGCCCUGCUGCUGCAGAAGGGUGCUCAAGUCAAUGUGCCCACCAAGAGUGGACUUACAGCUCUUCAUCUAGCUGCCCAGGAAGACAGAGUUGGUGUUGCUGAGAUUCUGGUAAAACAUGGUGCCAGCCUCGACCAGCAAACCAAAUUGGGUUACACACCACUAAUCGUCGCUUGCCACUAUGGAAAUGCCAAAAUGGUUAACUUUCUUUUGAAGAACAACGCCAGCGUUAAUUCCAAGACAAAGAAUGGAUACACACCUCUCCAUCAAGCAGCACAACAGGGCAACACUCACGUCAUCAACGUCCUGCUGCAGUAUGGAGCCAAGCCCAAUGCCACCACUGCAAAUGGAAACACAGCUCUUGCCAUUGCUCGCCGCCUUGGUUACAUAUCAGUGGUUGACACAUUAAAAGUGGUCACAGAGGAAAUCAUUACCACGACCACAAUGGUGACAGAGAAACACAAGCUGAAUGUACCAGAAACGAUGACAGAAGUCCUCGAUUUAUCCGAUGAUGAAGUGACUGGGCAGGUUGCUGAUGGUGCUAUGUCUGAUGAAUCCUAUGAUGAAGGUGAGGACACUAUGACUGGUGAUGGAGGAGAGUAUUUAAGAGCAGAGGACUUGAGGGAGCUGGGAGAUGACUCUCUGCCUGGACAGUACUUGGAUGGCAUGAAUUAUCUGCGGUUUAGUCUAGAAGGCAGCCGAUCUGAAAGUAUGGACAGAUCUUAUCGUCAAAGCUAUUACUCUCCAAAGCAUGAUGGGAUGGAGGACACAGUGCACAGUUACCAGGUAUCAUCUCUUUCUAAUGAGAGGGACCCAUACAGACUGAACUGGGAAUCUGAAAACCUGGACAAUAUAGCACUCUCCUCCAGUGCUGCUCAAUCUAGCCAUGCUUCUCCGUGCCAUGAUCAUGACAACAGCAGCUUUCUUGUCAGCUUUAUGGUUGAUGCACGAGGUGGCGCCAUGCGAGGCUGCCGCCAUAAUGGCCUGCGCAUCAUCAUCCCUCCCAGAAAGUGCAGUGCUCCAACACGAAUAACCUGCAGACUGGUAAAGCGGCAUCGACUGGCUUCUAUGCCCCCGAUGGUUGAAGGAGAUGGACUGGCAAGUCGAGUUAUUGAGGUGGGACCCUCUGGUGCGCAAUUUCUUGGUAAGCUUCAUCUCCCUACUGCCCCGCCCCCUCUGAAUGAGGGUGAGAGUUUGGUUAGCCGCAUCCUUCAGCUGGGGCCUCCAGGCACCAAAUUCCUGGGGCCAGUGAUUGUAGAGAUUCCUCAUUUUGCCGCUCUAAGAGGAAAGGAGAGAGAACUGGUGAUUAUGCGCAGUGAGACUGGAGAAAGCUGGAAAGAGCAUCAUUGUGAAUAUACAGAGGAAGAGCUCAAUCAGAUCCUUAAUGGCAUGGAUGAGGACUUGGACACUCCAGAGGAACUAGAGCGAAAGCGAAUUUGCCGCAUAAUCACCCGGGACUUCCCACAGUUCUUUGCUGUAGUGUCACGAAUCAAACAAGAUAGUAAUCUGAUUGGCCCAGAGGGUGGCAUCUUGAGCAGCACUGUGGUAACCCAAGUCCAGGCUGUUUUUCCUGAUGGAGCACUCACAAAACGCAUCAGAGUUGGUUUACAGACUCAGCCGGUGAAUGUAGAUGUGGUGAGAAAGAUCUUAGGAAACAAAGCUACAUUCAGUCCUAUUGUCACCUUGGAGCCCCGUCGACGCAAGUUUCAUAAACCCAUCACCAUGACCAUUCCUGUUCCCAAGACUUCCACUGAUCCUGUACACCACGGCUUCGCAGGAGACACACCAACGCUUCGACUGCUAUGCAGCAUCACAGGUGGAACUACACCAGCUCAGUGGGAGGACAUAACUGGAACCACACCAUUAACUUUCAUUAAUGACUGCGUAUCGUUUACUACAAAUGUAUCUGCAAGAUUCUGGCUAAUCGAUUGUCGACAGGCCCAAGAGUCAGUCAACUUUGCCACACAGGUGUAUCGGGAGAUCAUCUGUGUGCCAUACAUGGCCAAAUUUGUCAUCUUUGCUAAAACCCACGACCCAAUAGAGGCACGUCUGCGCUGCUUUUGCAUGACUGACGACAAGAUAGACAAAACACUGGAGCAACAGGAGAACUUCAUAGAGGUGGCACGCAGUCGGGAUGUGGAGGUACUAGAAGGAAAGCCAAUCUAUGCAGACUGCUUCGGAAACCUUGUUCCUCUUACCAAAAGUGGCCAACAUCAUAUUUUCAGCUUUUUCGCCUUCAAAGAAAACAGACUUGCCCUCUUCAUAAAGAUACGGGAUAGCACUCAGGAGCCUUGUGGUCGGUUGUCCUUCAUGAAAGAACCAAGAUCAUAUAGGAGUCUGGCUCACAAUGCUAUAUGCAACCUUAAUAUUUCUCUACCUGCUUACUCCAAGGAAUCUGAUUCAGACCAAGAUCCUGAGGAGGAGACUUGCCGAACACUUGGAACAUAUGAUGAAGAUGAAGCGCCUACAAAGACCUCCAUCCAGACAACACACUUAAUUCGAGAUUCUCCAGCACUCGCAAGCCCAGAUUUACUAUCUCAGGUGUCCGAGAUGAAACAGGAUCUAAUUAAAAUGACUGCCAUUCUGACCACCGAUCUCUCGGAGAAGUCGAGCCCUAUGCAUGGAAGUGACCUGGAAAAGGGAGUGGAGGAUGUGUCAGGGGAACCUUUAGAAAUAAUGGAAAAGGUCAAGGAGGAUUUGGAAAAAGUUAGUGAGAUUUUAAGGAGUGGAACAUAUGAGGAUAGGUCAGCAAAAGCAGCCAGUCGUCCAUAUAAAAAGGAUGAGGAGUGGGUUCUUCUCUCAGACUGUGAAAUUGAGGAGGCCAAAAUGAUGGCUGCCUUUGAGACACAAGAGGCACUACUUAAGGAUAUUCGAGGCACUCGAGGUUCACAGGCACAAAAGAGUGUCAGUGAGGAUCAAAGAGAAUAUACUUUGGAUAUACCAGCAAUGACAGGAUCGAUAUCACAGGAAAGUGGGAAACAAGAAAAGUUCACUGAGGUUGUUCUACGCAAAGGUGGUAAAAAAAUCAUACCAACUGUGCUCAAAGACACUAAAAGCCAGGCUGCUGAAGUAAAAAAGCCAGUUAGAAGAAAGGGGCCUCAAGGGCACACUGAUGAAUACAACACACCUGGCUCAAAAGCACAUUCUGUUAGUGAAAGAACUGAGAAAACACACAAAGACAAUACACUUUUAAGUGCCCCCGCACACCAAAAAGUGUCACCUGUAUCUCCAGUAGUUGAAGAAACACCCAUUGGUUCAAUUAAAGACAAAGUUAAAGCACUUCAAAAGAAAGUGGAAGAAGAACAAAAAGGUCACAAGCAGACUGGCAUCAAGCCUUCUGUUAAGCUUUCAGAAAGAAAACCAUCUGUUGGUAAUAAAGACCAAAAAACACCAAGCACACCCAAAUUGCAAGCCUCCCACAAAUCACAAAAAAAGGAGUCUGAGAGACUAGAAGAGACUAUGUCAGUGAGAGAACUCAUGAGAACUUUUCAGAAAGGACCAGACCCUUCAAAAAGGAAGUCUGGACUCUUUGAACACAAGACACCUUCUGAACCAAAGCACACAAAAACUGUUCAAGUAAAAGAAGCUGUUCUAGACACAUCUGAAAAUCCAAUCCAGUCAGAAACCGUUGCUGCAGUUGGGCAAGGCAUAUUAAAAACCUCUAAAGAGUCUCAACCUGAUAGAGGCCCUGAUGGUACUGCAGUUGAAGACAGCUCUGACAGUGUUAAAAACAAAGAUCUAGCUCAUCUCCCUUGUGCCAGCCUUGGUGAAGAGGAAGUCCACAUGAGCUCAGAAGAAAGUGACAAACAUGAAGGCAUGGCGGACACUCCAGAAACAAGUCCUGAAAGCCUUUCAUCACUGCCCAAACAGCCAGCUGAGUCUAUACAUGUAAAGCUCUCCGAAGCAGUAACAGGUACUACUAAGGACAAUACUAGCAAACUUACUGACUGCUCUUCCAUUGGUGCCAAGACUGCUGAUAUUCAGUCAUCAACAACUUUGGAAGGCUUAUCUGUGAAAAAGGCAGUGGAUGAGUCCUUAAAAUAUGAGUCUGUGUGUUCUUCUCAUGACAAAACUGUUACAUUCGAUGGAAAAAAACUCUCUACUGAUAAGGACAAUAUUUUGGUGUCAUCUACCGCACACAAAUCUCGAAAACUAACAAAAAGAGGUUCAGAAACAAUAGAGAGUUUUUUAAGUGAUGAAGAAUCCCCUGAUGGUCAGCUAACACCAACCUUUACUGACAACUCAUCCCCAAGAGCUGAAAAACACAAAGGAUUAGUACUUCCUCUUAGACUUCAAGACUCAGAAACCAUUAGUCCAGUAGCUGAUGAUUCCAUUAGCCACAAUGACUCUUUAGAGGGUAGCCCUGUUAGAGAGGACGACUCUUCUCAUAAAUCCCCAGACUCAAUUGAACCUAGCCCAAUUAAAGACUCCCCAUGCUGUGACUCUCUAGAAAACAGCCCUGUAGAGCAGAAACACAUCAUGGCCUUCCCUCCAUCAGUAGAAAAACACAGUGUGACUACAGGGCACCCGACAUCCUCCAAAGCUCCUGAAUUCCCUUCAGAAAAUGUACACUGUAGGCUUCUCAAAGACCAAGAAUGUAGUGUGGAUGAUGACAGUUGCGAGCAGACAUCUCAUCCGACAAGUUCUGGUAAGAGUCCUGUUUCCCCUGACACCCCAAGUUCUGAAGAGGUAAGUUAUGAGAUCAAUCCUAAAACCCCAGAUCCUUUGCUCUUGUCCAUGUCCCUAAUGCCAUCAGUCAUACCUGAGGAUACAGAGGAAGAUUUGAUGUGUGUUUUGACCCAGACAAAAUUCACACCAGAGGAAGAAAUGUUUAAAAUGGCUGCCAAAAUAAAAACUUUUGAUGAGAUGGAGCAAGAUGCAAAAGACAAAAAGGACAUUAAAAAAGAUGUCUCACCUCAGGCCAUGAUUGUGUCUGAACAAGGACAUGAAAACAUCACACCUAUUGGCCUUGAAUUCCCAGUUAAAACAUCAGUGGAUUGCCUUGCACCCACUGAGUUGAAGCAAGAGUCAGAGAUAAAACAAUCUGUUAAAACUACUAUUAAAGUACAACCUCCCUCUCCUUUUCCAGCAGGUGAACAUGAGAGCCCUCAAACGGCUGAGAGCCCUCAAACGGCUGAGGAUAUUCAACAAACCAUGGCCCACACAGCAGCAUCAGCAGAUGAAUCAAUGGAGGGACCUCAGUCUGUCUCAGAAAGGCAUAAAGCUCACAAUUUGUCUAAAGAACUACAAAAAGAAAAGGGGAUACUUAGUAUAAAUGAGUUAGAUCAAAUUAAUAAGACAUAUUUUAGCAAUAAAGAGGGGGCAGAUAUAUCUAAUGAACUAAAAGAGGAAAGCCUGGGAAAGACAAAUGAGAGCAUAGAUGAUGAUAGGUCUGGACACCACAAAGGUGUUUCUGAUCACCUUGAAGUUGAUACAUCAUAUAGUCAGACAGAAUAUAAUACACCAGAUCAGGUUAAAGAUGAUCACAUGAGUCAUAGAAAGGCAUAUGAUUUAAAUUUUAGCAUGGAAUCCUUAGAGGUGGAAACCAGUUCUGUGUCUAUUGUCGGAAAAGAAAAAGAAACAUUCAAACCAGAAUGGCAUGUUUAUGAUAACACCAAGGCGAAUGUUUUAGAGACACCUCCUAAAACCAAAUCUCGAGGAGUUACUGCAAAAGCAGUGACUGACAACUGGAGUGCAAUAAGGGAAGAUGAUGUUGCCUUUGCAGCAAGAGUCAAAGAGGAGGAGCAAAUGAUUUUGGGCCUGGUGGUAGAUCGACAGGCACAGGGAGCAACCCCAGACACCACACCUGGAAGGACUCCCACUGAGGAAGGCACACCAACAAGUGAACAAAACCCUUUUCUGUUUCAAGAGGGAAAACUGUUUGAGAUGACUAGAAGUGGGGCUAUUGACAUGACCAAACGAGGGUAUGAGGAAGAAGGCUUUGCUUUCUUUCAGAUAGGAGAGCAACCAAUUGAAGAGGCACUUGCGGAAGAUAUUAGGGAAGAACCUGCUAUAGAUUUGAGCGGGACAGACAGAGAAGUUGCUAUAAACCUUACUGUGCAGAAUAAACCAGAAGUAGCUGAACAUUCUGUAAAAGAAGCUACCGCUCUUUGCUCCUCACUUGAUGAUGCUCAAUCAGGUAAAGCUUCUAUAUCAGAUGCUACAAAGUCUAGACUUCCAAUCAAAAUGGGUGUCUCUGCUUCACCCAAAACAAAUAAAAAACAAGUUACAAACCAAGCUGUAGAAUUAAAAACAGACAAAAUAGCUGAAGAUACUUCAACAACUUCCCUUGGUUCUAUUGAGACUAUCCUAACAAAUGUUCAGACAGCAUUAUCAACAGUUACUAGACCAGUUUAUUCUCAACAACAACAAGAAUCCUCAGAUUCCUCUCCAGAGGAUCAACACUCGAUAAUAGAGUUACCUAAAACCCCUAAAAAUACAUCUCAAACCCCCAGUAAAGUAUCAAAGUCAAAAGCCCAGGCUACCUCUAAAAGUCACAUUGUGUCCACUCAAAAAAAGUCUUCCUCUAAGGAAGAGGAAAAGCCAAAAUCUAGAAUCCCUAUAAAAGCAGUUCCACUUAAAUCCGAGACCGAAAAUGUUUCUAUUAAACAGGCUGAACCCAUUAAGGACAAAAAGUCUAAAUUGCCUGUAAAACCUAAAACAAGGAGAAAAUCUGAGACAGACACAGGUCCCUCUGUAAGCUCCGGAGUGACAAGGUCUAUCAAAGCCAAGAGCUUCUGUGAAAGUGAUUCUACAAAGAAACCAGCUAAAAAGGACCAGGGUCGCCCAGCCAGUACUGAUCUCUCUAACAAAUAUAAGACUUUACCGUCAAAGCUACCUGUCAGAGGAAAGCCUGGUCAGCCAACUCAAACCACUACAACUGGCAAAAAAGAGCAGCCACCUGAGAGAUGCAAGAAGUCUAUUGAUUUUUUUGAGGAGAUUAGUGGUGAGGCAGCUAAGCUAGUGGAGCGCUUGGCUCAAGCAGAAAAAGAGAAAGAGGAGGCAGCUGCGAUGUCGGAUGAUGAAAGCAGUGCUAUAGAUGUCUCAGUAAUAGAAAAUGAGCCUUUCCCUGACAUGCAGAUGCCUCUUCCUGAGGACCCAUUGGUCAUUAGGCCUCGAUGGGACGACCCUGUUGAGACGCAGAUGGAAAGAAUUCCUGCUGAUAAAGCCCAAGUCCAAAGUCAAGUGGAGCCACAGGAUGAAUCUGACAGAAAAGAGGGACGAUUGGCUGUAAUAGCUGACCACCUUGGUUUUAGCUGGACAGAGCUGGCUCAUGAACUUGAAUUCAGUAAAGAGCAGAUAGCUCAGAUAAGAGCAGAGAAUCCAAACUCACUACAAGACCAAAGUCAUGCCCUUAUAAAGCUAUGGAUGGAGAAAGAGGGCACAAAUGCCACAGAAAACACAUUGAUCUCAAAGCUCUCGAAGAUUAAUCGCAUGGACAUUGUUCAUCUUAUCGAAAACAAGAUCAUUCAGUCAACUCCGGAUGAGUCAGCACAUACCUAUGCAGAAAUAGAGCAGACCAUAUCACUGGAUCAAAGUGAAGGAUUCUCAGCUCUUCAUGAAGACAUGGACAGCCCUCAACCAGGUCAACGCAUCGAAAUAAUUCAAAGACUUUCAAACUCUGGGCAGCCACCUCCAGUGGUGUCUGUGGAGGAUCUCUUUUCCAGUGUAUCCUCCCAGAGUGAUACUCAAAAAGAGACGUUCCAGUCAGACCAGGAGAUGGUUGAAGGUUCAAUACACGGUGGUUUUGAGAUGAUUGGUCUCCAGCAGCAGUUCCCUGGCACUAUAAAAAAAGGGGAUGAUAUGCCUGAUAUUCCUCCUCAGACAGUGACAGAAGAACAAUACACAGAUGAACAUGGAAACUUAGUGGUUAAAAAGAUCACAAGAAAAAUUAUUCGUAAGUACGUGUCUGCAGAUGGAGUGGAGCGAGAGGAAGUGACGGUGGAGGGAGGUCAGCAAGAAGCUAUCACUGUAGACGAUGCUGAUAGCUUUUCCAAAGUAGUGAAAAGAACAAUAGUGAAGAGUGCAGCAGGGCAAGUAGAGGUGACUUUUUCUGAACCACAGUCAGCUGGUGGGGCAGCCUCUGAGUUUGAGGUAGAGCCUGUACAAGGUCGUAAAGUAAGCAAAGUUGUGAAAACCAUGAUGGUGCAGGGUGAAAGGAUGGAGAAGCAAAUCGGUGACCCCUCAUUAUCAGCAGAUCUUCCCUCAGCAAAAGAUGACUUUGAAAAGGCUUUGAGUUAUGCAGGAGGCUUUCACAGUGUGCUCCUGCCUCAUUUAGUUGAGAAACAGCUUGUGAAGGAGGACGGAUCUGUGGUCAAAAGGACCUGCAUGAGUAAGACACGCACUCAGAAGAAAACGGUGGUGAGGGAUGGCCAGGGCAAACAGAUUCACCUGGAGCGACUAGAGGACACUUCAGAGUCUCUACAACCUGAUGACCUGCAGCAGCACGUACACCAACUGCUCAAGCGCUACUGCACGCCAGAAGUGACAGAAAAGCCAGAAACGGGGGAAGAGAAAGAGACAGAGGGGGAAAAGAAAGAAGAAAAGCCGGACACAGAAAACAUCUGAUUUUCUGCUACCUUUUAUUUAUCUGCACUGUGUGGCAAGAAUCUUAAAAUACUGUUAAAAUGUCAGAACGUGACUACUUUUCCCUUUGUCACUCAGUCUUUCACCGUGAUGGCUACUGCACAAUUUAAAAUCGUAUUUAAGUUUGAAUCAUUUAUUAUUUUGUUCCCAAAAAAAAACCCAUUAGUUUGUAUAAUUGAACAUUGUUCUCAUGCUAAUAAUUUUUACCCCGUUACUUUGUGACCAAAGAUAGUUUUACCUUUUUUGGGCUACUGAGAAUAAAGCAACAAAACAUCAUUCUGUAGUACCAACCUCUUUCACUGACUUUUUUCAGUUUGAUUUGAAAUAAUGGGACAUAUGUAUUGUGCAUACAAUGGCAAUGGGGAAAAAAUGUCCAGCAUAUUCUGCACUGUCUAGAUAUAUAUUGUAAAUCUGCACCAGUGCACUACUGCAAUCAAACAUGCUAUUAUUCAUUAGCUUGAAUUCUGUCCGCAGGUUUUGGAUAACUGUUUGUCUGAUACUAGGGCAUGUUUACUCCUUACCAUAAAUGCAGGUAUGAAUUUGGACAGUACUGAGAUCGUGUAAAAUGGAAUGAAUGUCGUAGAGUAGUUUACCGAAAUGAGCUUGAUUCAUUUGUAUUCAAUAUAAAUGUUAAAUCAGUCCACUGCAUUGGUGGAUCAAAUGCUAGAAAAAAACAUGCCUGCCUUUACUGUGCUCUUCAUUCUUCUGAAUGAAUACUUAGCAAACUACUCCCAACUUAUGCUUGUUGAUAUUUUUUGACCUUAAUAAUUUCAUAUAAGGCCAGACUAGCUUUGCACAGUGGACUUGGUCUGCUUUAUCUACUGUAUGUACAGUGUGUUUGUGUGUGUGUGCUUUUCCUCACUAUGUUAAUCACCAGUCACAACACUGCUACCCUCAUGUCUGUGGAGAAGAAAGUAGCAAUCAUUCUUGUUAAUUUAAUCCAAAUGAUCAUUUAAAUAAUGGCUGUUAAUAAUAAAUAACCAGGUUUCCAAUUAUAA